Arabidopsis thaliana (thale cress) is the source of this 1811-nucleotide messenger RNA. Its product is annotated as ATP citrate lyase (ACL) family protein. Gene Ontology annotation, biological process: tricarboxylic acid cycle. The record is from RefSeq and is marked reviewed. NCBI's taxonomy places the organism in Eukaryota, Viridiplantae, Streptophyta, Magnoliopsida, Brassicales, Brassicaceae. Bases 233 to 1498 code for a protein of 421 amino acids. Gene Ontology annotation, cellular component: mitochondrion. The transcript is spliced from 11 exons. Gene Ontology annotation, molecular function: succinate-CoA ligase (ADP-forming) activity; ATP binding; catalytic activity.
AUAGACUUUUUGAAAAUAAAAUCUUAGAUUUUUUCUAACAAGAGUUACCAAAAAUAUUUUGGAAUUAAAUGAGCCGGCGACAUAGAAGAAUAGAGAGGGUUAAAUUGAAAAUUCAUAAAGUAGGAAAAAAUUAGGGUUAGACUCGAUCAUUCAUAGCUGCGACUAUUCUCUGCUCUUUCUACAUUUUCUCAUUUUCUCUUGGGCUACUUUUCGACUACUAACAAAUCCAACGAUGAGGGGAUUGGUGAACAAGCUCGUGUCCAGAUCUCUCUCCAUCUCCGGGAAAUGGCAGAACCAACAGCUUCGUCGUCUCAACAUCCACGAGUAUCAGGGAGCUGAAUUGAUGGGGAAAUAUGGAGUUAAUGUGCCGAAAGGAGUAGCUGCUUCUUCGUUGGAAGAAGUUAAAAAGGCUAUUCAAGAUGUUUUCCCUAAUGAAAGCGAGUUGGUUGUUAAGAGCCAGAUUUUGGCUGGUGGAAGAGGUCUUGGAACAUUCAAGAGUGGUCUUAAGGGUGGUGUUCACAUUGUUAAACGUGAUGAGGCUGAAGAGAUUGCUGGAAAGAUGCUAGGACAAGUACUUGUCACCAAGCAAACUGGUCCUCAAGGCAAAGUAGUUAGCAAGGUUUACUUGUGUGAGAAAUUGUCACUCGUCAAUGAGAUGUACUUUUCCAUUAUUCUGGACCGUAAAUCUGCUGGACCGUUGAUCAUUGCCUGUAAAAAGGGUGGUACCAGUAUUGAAGAUCUUGCUGAGAAGUUCCCUGACAUGAUCAUCAAGGUACCAAUUGAUGUAUUUGCAGGAAUCACUGAUGAAGAUGCUGCUAAGGUUGUGGAUGGUCUGGCUCCCAAAGCUGCUGACAGAAAAGAUUCGAUUGAACAAGUGAAGAAGCUAUACGAACUCUUCCGCAAGACUGACUGCACAAUGUUGGAAAUCAAUCCCCUUGCGGAGACAUCAACUAAUCAAUUGGUAGCUGCUGAUGCCAAAUUGAACUUCGAUGAUAAUGCUGCGUUCCGACAAAAAGAGGUUUUCGCCAUGCGUGAUCCAACACAGGAGGAUCCACGAGAGGUGGCUGCUGCUAAAGUUGACCUGAACUACAUCGGUUUAGAUGGAGAGAUUGGUUGCAUGGUGAAUGGUGCUGGAUUGGCCAUGGCAACCAUGGACAUCAUUAAAUUACACGGUGGAACACCCGCCAAUUUCCUUGACGUUGGUGGAAAUGCUUCUGAGCACCAGGUGGUGGAAGCGUUUAAGAUACUGACAUCGGACGAUAAAGUGAAAGCAAUCUUGGUGAACAUAUUUGGUGGGAUAAUGAAAUGUGAUGUGAUUGCUAGUGGAAUCGUGAACGCUGCAAAAGAGGUCGCAUUGAAAGUGCCAGUGGUGGUUCGUCUAGAAGGAACGAAUGUUGAGCAGGGAAAGAGAAUCCUCAAGGAAAGUGGAAUGAAACUCAUAACAGCUGAUGAUUUGGAUGAUGCAGCUGAGAAAGCGGUUAAAGCUUUAGCUCACUAAUCUCUCUAUAUAUACCAAAAGCCGGUUUGUUAAUUGUUUUGUGGUUGACGCCCAAUUUACACUUUCUUGCGGAUAUCAUUUCCUCAAACAGAUCAAUAAUGAACUGGUCUCCUUUUUUUGUGUGAUCCAUCCAAAGAGAUUCAAAUCAGAAUUCUCAAUAUCUUUUUGUAUUUAACCAACUCAUAUGGUUGAUACUAGGGUUUCAAGUUUAUCUCAUACGUACUGUUCCUAUCAUGAAUAAAAAUCGUUUUUGUGGGAAGCCACACUAUAGCUGUCACUGAAACAACAAAAUUAAUCCCUCUCUCUACAAAAG